AUGACGAGUGCUGUGUGUCUUCUCACGCCUGCGACGGCUCUCGCGCGGGCCUUUGCUUCGCGCACGAACACAGGCACAGGCACGGGCACCGGGCUAAGACAAACCCUUCUCGUGGCCGGCUACAGCUUCAGAUCAGCAACGAACCAGACGCUGGUGCCCCAGCAGCGGCGAGGCGCACAUUCAAAUUACGACCGGAGCCGGCCGGAACGACCGCCGCGCGGGCAUGGCCCUCCGCGUCCCGGCCCGCCUCGUCCACACUACGGACAACCCCGUGGGCCCUCUGGUGGCGGUCCCCGUCCCUAUGGACCACGGCCCACAGGGUACCGGGGACAAGACUCUUCUGGCGAGCACCCUGCACAUUUCCAGCGUCCCAACACGACAUUUGGACUUCAAAAUUCACGAGCGGCGGCAGCCACGCCGCUCGUGAAGCCCAAGAUGGCCCGUAUGCCGCGCAACAACGCGAUCACCUUUAGCCACGUGCUGCUGCCGCAGGAGGACGGCACACUGGGGCUGCCCGAGCGCACCGAAGAUGUGCUGCAGCGGAUUGACCGCCGGAAUAAUGCCUUGGUCGUGGUAGCGAUGCCGCAGAGCAACAACGACGAAUACGACAAUGGUUUUCUGCAGCCAGAGGGGGAGAGGCGGGCCGCGCUGGCGGAGGCCAUGCGGCGCUUCCCGGUCUGCCGGAUUGUCGACACCAAGGCCGAACGCCAGGCCGCCGACGAGGAGCGCCUGGCCGCGCGCAAGAAGAAGGUGGGCAAAAAGGAGCUCGAGAUCAACUGGGCCAUCGACUUGCACAACCUGGGCUUUCGGCUGGUCAAGCUGCGUGAGUUCUUGGACAAGGGCCUCUACGUCGAGAUCCGCCUCAUGUUCAAGUCGGCGAAGUCGGGCAAGCGCCGGGCGACGCUCGAAGAGGCGGAGGAGGUGCUGCGGCGGAUCCGCGCGACCAUAGACGAGGUCCCGGGCACGGUGGAGACGAAGCCGACCGAGGGCGUGAUUCUGCGCAUGAUGAAGCUCUUCCUCAAAGGACCGGAUCCCACCAAGAAGGCGAAGACGAAAGGGGAGCAAUAA
This is a messenger RNA of Sporothrix brasiliensis 5110, 1068 nucleotides long. RefSeq names its product translation initiation factor. The coding region runs from base 1 to 1068 and encodes 355 amino acids. Gene Ontology annotation, biological process: mitochondrial translational initiation; ribosome disassembly. Lineage: Eukaryota; Fungi; Ascomycota; Sordariomycetes; Ophiostomatales; Ophiostomataceae. Gene Ontology annotation, cellular component: mitochondrion. Gene Ontology annotation, molecular function: ribosome binding; translation initiation factor activity. The transcript has a single exon. The record is from RefSeq and is a predicted model, not a curated record.